GGACAACGACAUUCAGCCUUUCCACCUUCCUUCGUUUCGUAGAUAUCGACCUAGCGAGCACAUGCUAUAGGUAACGUCAAAUCGAGCGAUAUCCUUUUCGAGUCACGAUCAAGACAGCUUUCGCACCAGCGAUUUCACUACGGGCGAGUUCAUUGAGUGCGACAUUUAUCAUGGAAGAUUUUAAUAGCGAAACGGACAGCGAUUACACCAGUUAUUGGAGAGAUUGGUUCAUUUCAUCUCGCGGUAAUGAGUACUUUUGCGAAAUCGACGAAGAUUAUCUCACCGAUCGAUUCAACCUUACAGGACUUCAAACAGAGGUUCAAUAUUACCAAUAUGCGUUGGAUUUAGUGACGGAUGUCUUUGAUUUGGAUUGUGAUGAUGAGAUGAGAGAGACUAUUGAGAAGUCCGCAAGACAUUUAUAUGGUUUAGUUCAUGCUCGUUAUAUUGUCACUACUAGAGGAUUGGCAAAAAUGCUUGAAAAAUACAAGAAAGCCGACUUUGGAAAAUGUCCUCGAGUUAUGUGUAAAUCACAUCCACUUCUCCCCAUGGGACAAAGCGACAACCCAAACAUCAAAGCUGUCAAACUUUACUGCUCUCGUUGUGAAGAUAUCUAUAAUCCCAAGUCCUCUCGACAUUCUGCAAUCGAUGGCGCAUAUUUCGGAACUUCGUUUCACAAUAUUUUAUUCCAGGUUUAUCCGGCUAUGAUCCCGGCGAAAAGUUAUGAUCGAUAUGUACCACGGAUUUAUGGAUUUAAAGUUCAUGCACCUGCAGCGCUGAUUCGAUGGCAAAAUGGAGAAAGGGAUGAAAUGAGGAGACGUUUGAGGAAGUUGGAUAUUGAUAGUGGGUUCAAGGAUGAGGAUGGUGAGGAAGUAGAGGAAAGUGAGGAGGAGGAAGAUGACGAUGAAGACCUUGAGGGAUUGGACAAAGAACUGGUGGAGAAUGGAAUCCAGCCAGAGGCCGUACCUAAUGUUGGGAGAUAUUAGAUGUUUUUCUCAGUAUUACAACUCGAAAUAUGGGACAGGGGAAGAAAGAAAAGAGGUCUUGAGGAUAAGAAUGGAAAACUUCGUCAGAUUUCUAUUCGUGUCGAUAGGAAGAAUUGUCUUUGCUUCUUUGAUGGUUUCUUAGGGAAGAUAUCUUAUGGACUAGCCAUGAAUGGAUGGAUGGAUGGUGGGAUGCAUUGCGGGAGUCUUAGCUGGGGCGCAUAUUGUUUGUUCUUCGUUGUAUCGUAUUGCUCGGAAGGGAGGGGGAAGACUUAUAGGGAGGAUUCGGUUCUCCGAAAGAUGGAUGGAUUGAGAUAAUAGAACGCAAAGAAAGGAUUGAAUGAGAAUUUUAGUAUUUUUUUUAUAUCA
Botrytis cinerea B05.10 is the source of this 1349-nucleotide messenger RNA. RefSeq names its product Bcckb2 (gene Bcckb2). Gene Ontology annotation, cellular component: cytoplasm; protein kinase CK2 complex. Gene Ontology annotation, molecular function: protein kinase regulator activity. The coding region runs from base 171 to 983 and encodes 270 amino acids. The transcript has 3 exons. Lineage: Eukaryota; Fungi; Ascomycota; Leotiomycetes; Helotiales; Sclerotiniaceae. The record is from RefSeq and is a predicted model, not a curated record.